This is a messenger RNA of Anisakis simplex (herring worm), 297 nucleotides long. The record is from the annotation of a GenBank genome assembly. NCBI's taxonomy places the organism in Eukaryota, Metazoa, Nematoda, Chromadorea, Rhabditida, Anisakidae.
AUGUUACAUUCCGAUUUAUGUAGGAAUUUUAUACAAUAUGUGCAGAGUGUGGGCAAUUCAGCAUUCGACGAUAUUGUGACGUGCUUAUUGGACUCAUUGGGCGAUUCACAGGAUGAAAAUGUUUUGGAUGGUUUGUCGCAGAUUAUGCGACUGAAUAGCAGGUGUGUUUUUAGGAAUAAUCAAACGGAUUUCAGUUAUUUGAUGUUACACUCUAUUUUACUUACCCUAUUUUGGCUGUUGGUUUAUUUCAAAAAUUUAAUAACUGAAAUUUUUGACAUAAACCAACAGCCAAAAUAA